Messenger RNA from Pseudonaja textilis, 1638 nucleotides. Its product is annotated as histone H1.01-like. Gene Ontology annotation, biological process: nucleosome assembly. Gene Ontology annotation, cellular component: nucleosome. Lineage: Eukaryota; Metazoa; Chordata; Lepidosauria; Squamata; Elapidae. The record is from RefSeq and is a predicted model, not a curated record. Gene Ontology annotation, molecular function: DNA binding; structural constituent of chromatin.
ACUUUUUGUGUUUGGAGGUUUUUUUUUUAGUUGGUUCUCUCAGCGAUCAUGUCUGAAACGGCGCCUGCUGUUGCUGUUACGGCUGCGGCACCAGCUGUAGCUUCGAAAGCUCCGGCUAAGAAGGCGAAGAAAGCGGGAGCGGCAAAAGCGCGCAAGGCGUCGGGUCCCAGCGUCACCGAGCUGAUCACUAAGGCGGUGGCCGCUUCCAAGGAGCGCAAAGGGGUGUCUCUGGCUGCUCUGAAGAAAGCUUUGGCCGCUGGGGGCUACGAUGUGGAGAAGAACAACAGCCGCAUCAAACUGGGUUUGAAGAGCCUGGUAAGCAAAGGCACCUUGGUGCAUACGAAGGGAAUCGGUGCUUCUGGCUCCUUCAAACUCGGCAAGAAAUCGGGCGAAGGGAAAGAGAAAGCGCCCAAAAAGAAAGCAGCUAAGCCUAAAAAGCCGGUUGCUAAGAAACCUGCGAGUGCCAUCAAGAAGCCCAAAAAAGCGGCAGCGGCGGCCAAGAAGAGUCCGAAGAAACCCAAAAAGCCCGCGGCGGCUAAGAAGGCCACCAAGAGCCCCAAAAAGGCUAAACCGGUCAAGCCUAAGAAAGUCGCCAAAAGUCCGGCUAAAGCGAAGGCUGUGAAGCCGAAGACUGCCAAGCCCAAGACCAAGCCUAAAGCGGCCAAAGCGAAGAAGGCGGCGCCCAAGAAGAAGUAAAUCCAGAGUUGGCCCGUGGUUGCUUCUCUAAAAACCCAAAGGCUCUUUUAAGAGCCACCCACAGAAUCUAAAAGAGAGCUGUUGUCCGCUCAGUAGAACGCUGUCCGGAUGCUUUUAAUACCCUGAAACAAUCUAAUGUGGCUUGCGUGGAAUCUUGCACACUAGGGCACCAUUCUGCACCGUUUAGGGAUGUAAUUGAGCUUUAAGCCAACUACACUCAGGAACGGAGAUCCAUACACGGCAGGCUAAUCAUUACUUCUGAAAAGUGGGGAGGGAGCGGGGGUAAACAGGUUUCCAACUCGUAUCUGGUUAGUAAGCAACUGGGCAACAAAUGUCACUGUUAAGUGAGCACUUUCUAUUCAGGGCUUUCACUUGCUAAAGGAAGUUCUCCCACUUUUCAGUAGUUCCAUUUAUUAAACAAGAGCAUUUAUAUCGAAAGUGUAGGUCCUAUGAAAUAUAUUGUUACCGAUAUUGCAACACCUCCAGGUUUAUUUCGUAAACCCUAAAAACUUAAAUGGACUGUCAAUAAAUAUGAAUCACGCCUAAUUUAAAAAGAAAAGAUGCUUGUUUUCCCGACUAGGAAACCGAAUGGACGGUGCGUAACUUUAAAACAGCUUGUGAAUGAAGAUUUCGUUCGCUCAGGUUGAAUUACAGGUCUUUUUCUUCCCUAUCAAAGGGUUUUGUGAUGCGUUUCUGAUAGGCUCACACUAAGACGUCAUCUGAACAGCCAAUAGCCACUCGAUGUCAAGUAAUCCAAUCGGUCGUAACGCUUUGCUCUGUUGUCCAAUAGAAAACGAGAACCAGAACCCUUUUAUUUGCAUGGAAGUUAGUAUAAAAUAAAACCGCACUUACUGGUUUAUUAUUGGAACAUUUGUUGUUGGGUAUAUUGGCUAUAGGUAAUUGUUCGCAUAUCCCUCCCUCCCCCUUCUUUCCCCGAUUACG